Messenger RNA from Notothenia coriiceps (black rockcod), 517 nucleotides. It is a transcript of the gene cox19, whose product is annotated as cytochrome c oxidase assembly factor COX19. Bases 37 to 261 code for a protein of 74 amino acids. The transcript is spliced from 2 exons. Gene Ontology annotation, biological process: mitochondrial respiratory chain complex IV assembly. NCBI's taxonomy places the organism in Eukaryota, Metazoa, Chordata, Actinopteri, Perciformes, Nototheniidae. The record is from RefSeq and is a predicted model, not a curated record. Gene Ontology annotation, cellular component: mitochondrial intermembrane space.
UGAAGUAAAUGUGACGACUGACAAGCUUCUCUCUGAAUGUGCCGUAUUGUUUCAGGAGAGUGUAAAAUCUUCAAGGAGACGUUUAUGAAGUGCCUCAGAGACAACAGCUUCGACAACUCCAAGUGCCGACUGCAGUCCAAAGACUACCUGGAGUGCCGCAUGGAAAAUCAGCUGAUGACCAAGGAGCCAAUGGAGAAACUGGGCUUCAAAGACCUGAUAGACCCUCCUCCCAGCCAAUCAGACGGAGACACUAAACCAUGACCUGCUGCGGACUAUAUAUUGUCCUAUUGAAGCAUAUUAAAUGCAGCGUGAAGCUGAGAAGAUUUCAAAAGACUUUAAGAGUGCAAGAGGAAACUUGCCGUGGUUUCCCUUGUGGUCUCAGUUUGUUACGGAGAACAAACACAAUGAAUCGUCUGUGUACAUAAAAUAUAAUGUAUAAUAUAUGGAGAUGCUGUUUUGGCAUUCUAAUAAACCUUUUAUAUUUAAAUUAAACUGUGACUUCAGCAUUUAAUGGUCU